Messenger RNA from Salvia hispanica, 2175 nucleotides. RefSeq names its product putative E3 ubiquitin-protein ligase ARI7. Gene Ontology annotation, molecular function: zinc ion binding; ubiquitin-protein transferase activity. NCBI's taxonomy places the organism in Eukaryota, Viridiplantae, Streptophyta, Magnoliopsida, Lamiales, Lamiaceae. The record is from RefSeq and is a predicted model, not a curated record. Gene Ontology annotation, biological process: protein ubiquitination.
CGCAUCAUUACUUUAGCCCUAAUUUCUCGGUGGGGAGCUCACUGAUUCCAUUUCAAUUUCUCCAAUUCCCACCGCUCCUAAAUCCUCUCUCUCUAGGGUUUUCGCAUGGAGUCCGAGGACGAUAUGCACGAUGCCAAUGAAGUGGCGUCGGUGGAGGAGGACGACAACUACUACAGCGGCGGGGAGGAGGACCACGACAUGGACGAGGACUACGGCUACGACUACGCCGAUGAAGAGGACGACGACGAUGCUGCUGAUUACGACUUCAUCGCCAACUCGGAUGACGGCGAUGACGCACUCGUCAGUCGGUCGCAGAAGAACUAUACUAUCUUAAAAGAAGAAGAUAUACAACGACGCCAAUUCGAAGAUAUUACCAAAAUAUCAACUGUUCUUUCUAUUCCACGGGAAGCAGCAUGCAUACUAUUGAGGCGCUAUAACUGGAGUGUGAAUAACGUGCAUGAAGAAUGGUUUGCUGAUGAAGAAAAUGUUCGCAGAGCUGUUGGCAUAUUGGAGAAACCAGUCGUGAAGUCUCCAAGUUACAAAGAAGUGUCUUGCGGGAUCUGUUUCGAGAGCUACUCUAUUGGAAAACUACAAACUCUUGCAUGCUCUCACCUUUUUUGUGACACGUGCUGGAAAGCUUACAUAAGCACUUCCAUCAAUGAUGGUCCUGGAUGCUUGGUGCUGAGGUGUCCUGAUCCAUCCUGUGGUGCUGCUGUUGGCCAAGAUAUGAUUGAUAAGUUAGGUUCCCAUGAGGAUAAAGAGAAGUACCGCCGCUAUCUUCUUAGAUCUUAUGUUGAGGACAGCCGUAAGAUUAAGUGGUGCCCUGCUCCUGGUUGCGAUUCAGCCGUGGAAUAUGUUGUUGGUAGUGGAAACUAUGAUGUCACUUGCAGUUGUUCAUAUAGCUUCUGUUGGAAUUGUGCAGAAGAAGCUCAUCGGCCAGUAGACUGUGAAACCGUGGCUAAGUGGGUUUUGAAAAACAGUGCAGAAUCCGAGAACAUGAACUGGAUUUUGGCCAACUCCAAGCCCUGUCCCAAGUGCAAGCGGCCGAUUGAAAAGAACCAAGGCUGCAUGCACAUGACUUGCACUCCACCAUGCAAGUUUGAGUUUUGCUGGUUGUGUCUUGGUCAAUGGUCGGACCAUGGUGAGAGAACUGGAGGUUUCUAUGCAUGCAACCGUUAUGAAGCAGCAAAACAAGAGGGAGUGUAUGAUGAAUCGGAAAGGAGGAGGGAGAUGGCCAAGAACUCCUUGGAAAGAUACACUCAUUAUUAUGAGCGAUGGGCAUCCAACCAAUCGUCAAGGCAAAAAGCAAUGGCGGAUCUGCAUCAAAUGCAAAGUGUACAUCUUGAGAAGCUUAGUGAAGUUCAAUGCCAGCCUGAGUCACAAUUGAAGUUCAUAAUUGAAGCUUGGCAACAGAUAGUUGAAUGCAGAAAGGUUCUUAAAUGGACUUAUGCAUAUGGAUUCUAUCUACCUGAGGCAGAACAUACAAAAAAACAGUUCUUUGAGUAUUUGCAAGGUGAGGCGGAAGCUGGUCUGGAGAGGCUUCAUCAGUGUGCAGAGAAAGAGCUAAUGAAUUACCUGAAUUCUGAGGGGCCAUCAAAAGAUUUUAAUGACUUCCGCACCAAACUUGCUGGCCUGACAAGCGUGACUCGGAACUACUUUGAAAACCUGGUUAGAGCACUGGAGAAUGGGCUUUCAGACGUAGAUUCACAGGCAGUGUGCAACAAGAUGAGCUCAAAAACCGCAGCAGGGACUAGCAAGAGCAAAGGCGGAAGAGGGAAAGGAUCUUCCAAGACGGGCACAUCAGUCAGAAACGCAGAUGAUUUAGGAAGUUGGGCAUGUGACAAGUGUACGUAUAUGAAUGCUCGAUCCGCAGUUGCAUGCCAUGUGUGUAACCACCGUCGUUGAGCUAUAUACUCUGGAGGCACAAAACGGAAACCUCCCAAGUAGCAUGUUGUUUUGUUGUGAGAUGCACUGGACGACGACGGUAGCACCAGUUGAGUGUUGGGUGUUGUUUUAUUAUCUAUAUUUUCUGUAAAUAAUCCUUGUAUUAUGGUAAAAUGGAAGUUACCUUGUGACUUGUUCACACAAGUACAUUAUUAUUAGAUAAAAGAAGAGAAAAAAAAAAUGUAUCAGCAAUAUACUUCCAAGCUGCAUGAUAUUGUGCUUGUUAUAACA